AAAGAGAAUGGGGCCAAGGGGGGGUCCAGUGUCCCUCCAUCUGUAACUCAACGCACCGCCUCCUCUUCCCCUGGAGGGUUCAAACUCAGGAGCAGGAUGAAGAUCAUCAGGAGGUCAGUUAGCAGUGGGUCUGGGGCAGAACGGAGAUCCAGCCCAGCAGCCAUGACCCUGAUCAGCCGCUACUCUCUGCGCCUUAGGACACACACUCUGGUCCGGACACAAACUGCAGUGAGGACACGCACCCUUGUCCAGAGCCCGGGGGGUGUGAAGAGGACCCCGUCCCUUGAACUGGUCUCAUUUGGCAGACACAAGCUACGACGUCUCUCCCCCAACCCCUCCAGGACAGGUCCCGCCUCUCUGUCGAUGCAUAGCCAAUUGUCUCAGCGGGUUUUCAGGACGCGCUAUAAGAUAGUGACGCGCCUGGGCGGAGCCAUCUCACACACACCCCACUAUAGCCACGCCUUCUCCUGGAGAGCCAAGAGGAUCCAUACAGCCAGGAGUGUGCUCCAGAGUCGUCUGCGUCCCCCCGGACAGGACAGGCACCCCCCGGCCCAACACUGGAGAGGCAGAGGGCUGGGCAUGCGCUGGAUUGGCGGAAACCUUUACAGCGUCUCAGCCAAUAAGCUGUCCCGCACUGUGACAACCAGUGCGCCAAUCAACAGGACAGUGCGGUUGUCCAGUCCACAGGAAGUCUCCCACACCACCUCUAGCACUCUCAUUCGGCCCUCCAGCACUCGUUUUGUGGCUAGUCGUGCGGUUCAGAGGAGUCUAGCCAUCAUCAGGCAUGCUCGUCAGAAGAAGUCCCAGAAGCAGUACUGUAUGUACUACAACCGCUUUGGCAAGUGUAACCGUGGCAACACCUGCCCUUACAUCCACGAUCCUGAUAAGGUGGCCGUCUGUACCAGGUUCCUGAGGGGUACGUGUAAGCAGACAGGUGGGACCUGUCCAUUCUCCCAUAAGGUGGCCAAGGAGAAGAUGCCUGUGUGUUCGUACUUCCUGAAGGGUAAAUGUAACAACAGUAGCUGUCCCUACAGCCAUGUCUAUGUGUCCCGCAAGGCUGCUUUGUGCCAGGACUUCAUCAGGGGAUACUGCCCUCAGGGAGAGAAGUGUAAGAAGAAACACACCCUGGUGUGUCCAGACUUCUCCAGUAGUGGCUCCUGUCCUCGAGGGGCCCAGUGUAAGCUCCAGCACCGUCAGAGGGCCAAACGCACCGCUCCUAACCCCAACCCCACCACAGGCCCCUCCGCUGCCCCGGCCAAGAAGGCCCGCACCAAGAGGCCUCGCCUGUCAGUGGUCCUACCUGAUAACCAGACGGCAGAAGGUUCUGCUCAGGCAGAUCCAGGGACACCCUCGCCUUCUUCCUCGGGUCCUCACAAGACCAAGCUCCCGUCGUUCAUCUCCCUCUCUAGCUCCCCCGAAGACACAGACGCCCUGGACAUGCCCCCUGCCGACGGAUCAGAGGUCACAGAGAGAAUACUGCAGAUCAAGCCUCGACUCUAGAACUACAGGAACUAGAAUGGAUACUGCCUGAACACCAAAUGAGCUUUGAGAAUACUACAGAGACGUAUGUAUUGAAUGCUUAUGGAAGCUCUGACGUUUCUCAGACUCAUAUCUGUGUCUGCUCUCAACCAUACUCAGGGUCUUUAAUGUAGCUAAACGUUUGCUUUAUGGACUCUUACAUUUCAUACAGCAAUGAUGUUUGUAAUGCAGAUUGAAUUGAUAUUUGAACAUGUUUAGUUUUUUUGUCAAUUGGAGCUUGAUGAAUUUCGAAUAAAAUAUUAUUACUGUA
This is a messenger RNA of Oncorhynchus nerka (sockeye salmon), 1789 nucleotides long. RefSeq names its product zinc finger CCCH domain-containing protein 3-like. NCBI's taxonomy places the organism in Eukaryota, Metazoa, Chordata, Actinopteri, Salmoniformes, Salmonidae. The record is from RefSeq and is a predicted model, not a curated record. The transcript has 11 exons. Gene Ontology annotation, molecular function: metal ion binding. Gene Ontology annotation, cellular component: nucleus. Bases 97 to 1500 code for a protein of 467 amino acids.